AUGCAAACAGGGAAUGACGUGCAGUUCCGCAUCGACGAGGAGAAGGCGGAGCUCAAUCAGUACUGGUACUCGCCGCACACCAUCAGUGCCAUCGUUGCGGAGGUGCGGCACCACGCGACGGCGUGCGCGUUCUUGUCGACCCCGUCGCUUUACUUCGCCCUGUUGCGUGACCCGGCCGGCGAGGACGGCACCGCGACAGCGGCCGCCCUGGCUGCCGACAGCCGCCUGUUUGAGUUUGACCGGCAGUGGGAGGCGGACCCGGGCUUCGUGCGCUACGACUUCCACAGGCCGGAGCAGGUGCCGGUGCAGUACCUCGCCGCCUUUGACUACGUCCUGGCCGACCCGCCCUUCAUCACGGAGGACGUCUGGACGGCGUACGUGCAGACCGCCAAGUUGUUGCUCCGCCCCGGCGGCAGGCUGCUCUUCACCACCGUGCUGGAGAACCACACCAUGCUGGAGGGCCUGCUGGACGCCCCGCUCUUCAUCGCCCCGUUCCGCCCCGCCAUCACGCACCUGACAUACCAGUACGUCUGCUUCACAAACUACAGUGCCACGCGGCUCGCGCGCGUGAACUCCGAGCUUCCGCCGGAGGACCCGAAGAUCAUGGCGGCCACGCAAAUGGCCAACGAACUGCGGGAGUCGGAGCAGGAGUUCACGGCUCAGGCGCGGCAGCGGGAUCGGCAAGGCGAGGCGCCGCUGCCCGCCGCACAACACCACGACACGCCGAGCGACGCGCUGGCGGACCUCCCGAUUAGCGCCAUGAAGUGGGGGUACAUCCCGGCCGGGCUGACGGUGUACGCCGACGGCGGCGAGGCGCCCCCGGCCGAAUCCGGCAACCGCGACUACGGCAGCGUCUAUCGCGAGAUUGAGGCGCUGCGGGUGAUGCUGGACAACUUCAAGCGGCUCAUUGACCUCUCGCAGAAGCACCUCGACCGCCUGCUGCGACUGCAGCAGAGAUGCGGCAGACAGGAGGGGGAAGAGGCGUCGUCUGCCGCGGAGGCCGCGCUGCUGGCGGCAAAAGAGGCCUUCGCCAAGGCGCUGGGGGAGAUGCGAGAAAUUGUGACGAGCGUUGAGUCGAGUGAGGCGUGCGUGGCGGCCGAGAGUGGCGCGGCGGCGGCGGCGUCGAGUUACGUUGCCGCCAUGAAGGAGUGCGUGGAGGCGUACGCGACGGUGCCGCUGCAGAAACAACGGCUGAAUGAGCUCGCGGCGGAUGCCACGCGCAAGUUCAAGUCCCCUGUGUUUAACCGCAUGAAGGAGCUGCUGCAGCGGCUGAAGGAGAUAAAGCGGCAGCAUCAGCAGGAGCCGACGCCGCCGCUCACGAUGGCCGCAGACGCGACACCCUCCAGUUGA
Molecule: messenger RNA, 1350 nt
Organism: Trypanosoma conorhini
Lineage: Eukaryota; Euglenozoa; Kinetoplastea; Trypanosomatida; Trypanosomatidae
Product: methyltransferase
Exons: 1
Coding region: 1-1350 (449 amino acids)
Molecular function (GO): protein-lysine N-methyltransferase activity
Source: RefSeq, a predicted model, not a curated record